Phlebotomus argentipes is the source of this 726-nucleotide messenger RNA. Its product is annotated as vitellogenin-1-like. The transcript is spliced from 2 exons. The record is from RefSeq and is a predicted model, not a curated record. Bases 12 to 671 code for a protein of 219 amino acids. Lineage: Eukaryota; Metazoa; Arthropoda; Insecta; Diptera; Psychodidae.
CAAACAUAAGAAUGAAGUUUGGCAUUUUGAGUGACACCCCCGGAAAGUUUUCUGAUAAUAUGCCUCGUCCUCGCUCCAGAUCUCGCUCCUACUCGCGCUCCGUGAGUCACUCUCAUCGGGAGAAGAAGUACUCGAGGAGCCACAAGUCGUCCAGAUAUAAAUCCUCACGGAAGUCUCGAGAAAAGGAUCGCCACAGCUCGUCAAGCCGGAAGCACUCGUCAAAGCAUCAUAGGAGCGACAGGAGCCACCGCCGGCAUUCAUCCUCCAGAUCGAGAUCUAGCAGUCAAAGCUCCAGACACUCAUCCACAUCCACCAGCAGUGUCCCCUCGGAGAAAUCUAAGGAAUCUCCAGUGGCGGAAAAGACGCCCAGUUUUGCGUCUGUGGAACAACUGGGCAGCAAUGUGUCAGCCAAGGUGUUUCAGGAACUCAAUGAGGAUACAUUUGCCGUAAAAUCCUUCACACCAUCAGCGAAAUCUACAAACAGCAGCAUCUUGAUUGACAUAACCUCAAAUCCGAAGGUGAAGCUGCAAAGCACACCGGACAUCCCUGAAGAAGACACGGUUUUCCACCAGAAUUUGUACGGAAAUGACGCCGCCAGAAUGGAUAAAUGGGUGAAAAAGCUGUUCGCCUACCGGCAAAGAUGCGCUGCGACUGGAAAACCUUCCUCAUAACUACAAUUCUCCUUUAUUGCCUCAUUCUAAACUAUAAACCAUCUCAGAAAAUGUC